This is a messenger RNA of Onthophagus taurus, 1212 nucleotides long. Its product is annotated as lipase member H-like. Lineage: Eukaryota; Metazoa; Arthropoda; Insecta; Coleoptera; Scarabaeidae. The record is from RefSeq and is a predicted model, not a curated record. Gene Ontology annotation, molecular function: serine hydrolase activity; lipase activity. Gene Ontology annotation, biological process: lipid catabolic process.
AUUAGUACCCAAUGUCAAUAAUUCUUCACGGUGAAUGCCCAUUACCAUUAAGAACUUAUUGAAUCACUUUCGAUAAGAUGGUGUUAGGGCAAGGAACUAAAAUUGUAGUUCUCUUUAGUGUACUCACCGCUACAGUUCAAUUGGACGCCAUCUGUAAUUUACGCGUAAUCUUACCAUGGCUUUGUGAUGAAGAGUUUUCAAUCGGGGAUUCUCCCAUUUCAAGAUUAAUUUUGGGUGAAAAAGAUAUUAAUUCUGCUAUAUUAGAGUUAGUACAGGAUGUGGUCUCAUUUACAUUAUAUUCAAGAUCAAAUGAAGCAGGAAUAAAUUUUAUAACAAGCACGGUAUCAUCAAUAAACAUAGAUUCUUCAAAAGAAACAAAAUUUUUAAUACACGGUUGGAGUAAUGAUGGAAAUUCAAGAAUGCCACAAACUUUAAAGGAUAGCUAUUUACCUUCUAAAGAUGUUAACGUAAUCGUUGUUGAUUGGAGUGGUCUAUCAAAUUUACUUUUAUACCCAUUACCUGCGAAUGGAACCGGAUACAUCGGUGAAUGUUUAUCAAAUAUAAUAGAAGAGUUGUUUCCAAAUACCGAAAAACUAAAUGUGCAUAUUUUGGGGCAUAGUUUGGGAGCUCACAUUGCAGGAUUUGCUGGAAGAUCUCUUAAACGGAAAGGAUUUAUUUUACCUCGAAUAACAGGUUUGGAUCCAGCAAGUCCCUUAAUUUGGAAUGGUUUAGUAAAAUCUGACGCUGAAUUUGUUGAUGUAGUCCACACAGCUGCUGGAUCUUUAGGAAAAACUGGUCCACAAGGUCAUAUAGAUUUUUAUCCAAAUGGCGGAGUAUCCCCACAACCGGGUUGUGAAGAAGAAACAUUUAUUAAUAUCCUUUUCUGUAGUCACGCGCGAAGUUGGCAGUAUUACGCAAAAACGAUACAAAAUCCACGCCGUUAUAUUGCUGUGCAAUGCGAUUCUUACGAAGAUUAUUUAAUUAAUCGAUGUAGUGGCAAUAACAUGCUAUACAUGGGAGAGUAUUUAUCAUCACGAUCACGUGGUAUUUAUUACUUAAAUGCAAAAUUAAAUUAAACCUUUGUUGUUAUAUCUUGAUUAAUUUUUUAAUUUCAUCAAUCAUAUUUCUUUUUUACAAGAAAACUAAAUGUGUACAGUUUUAAGCAUAGAAACCGAAUAGAUAUUAUCUUUCCAAUGUAAAUAACUUGAUAAA